AUGCAGCAUAAUACUUUGGAGGUUGACGAUGGCGAUGAGCCGAUCAUGAUGAAGGGUCAUGAUGGCAUGGUACGACCCCUCAAGGAUAAGCUUCGCACACUUUGCAAGCAGAGGCGGAUUCGGCUGCAAGAGUUUUUCAAGCCAUAUGACGUACAUCACAACAAAAAGGUGUCCAAAGGGCAGUUCCGACGCGCCCUCGACCAAGCCGGCCUAACGGCGCCGGCAAGGGGCGCUCCUCCCUCGGACCUUCUGACCGUACAGGAGGUUGAGGUGCUAGUUAAGCGCUACGAGGUAAAGGGUGACGCGAGGGCUGGCGCUAUCGGCGAAGGGGUGGUGAACUAUUGGAAGCUGUGCGAGCAGGUCGAGAAGGUUUUCACUCGCCGAGGGCUCGAGAAGAACCCUACCCUGGAUGUCAAGCUAUCCCUAGAAGACCGACCGGGGUCUGGGUAUGGGGUACACCGCCCGGGACUCUCCACCCAGGAGGCGGACCAAGUGGCCACGCUGCUGGGACGGGUCAGGUUGUUUUCGGCUACGGAGGGCCUAAUCGUGAAGUCCCUGUUUGAGACGUUCGACAAGAGGCACAGCGGUAGGGUCACGAGCCCUAUCUUCCUACGGCAGCUGGACUCUAUGUUCAAGGGAAGGCUGUCCAAAGAGGAAGCCAGGCGAGGAAAAUGA
Ectocarpus siliculosus is the source of this 675-nucleotide messenger RNA. The record is from the annotation of a GenBank genome assembly. Lineage: Eukaryota; Phaeophyceae; Ectocarpales; Ectocarpaceae.